GGCCGAGGGGCGUCAGAGGCUCGGAGGGGCCGGCAGGGUAGAUCCGCGGUUGGUGCUGCGGGGCUGCGGCCAUGGGGGGCUUUAAGGAGGAGCUGCUCAAGGCCAUCUGGCACGCCUUCACCGCGCUCGACCUGGACCGCAGCGGCAAGGUCUCCAAGUCUCAGCUCAAGGUCCUUUCCCAUAAUCUGUGCACGGUGCUGAAGGUCCCACAUGACCCUGUAGCCCUUGAAGAGCACUUCAGGGAUGAUGAUGAGGGGCCCGUCUCCAAUCAGGGCUACAUGCCAUAUUUAAACAAAUUCAUUUUGGAAAAGGUUCAAGGUAACUUUGACAAGAUUGAAUUUAAUAGAAUGUGUUGGACCCUCUGUGUCAAAAAAAACCUCACAAAAAGUCCCCUGCUCAUUACAGAAGAAGAUGCAUUUAAAGUAUGGGUUAUUUUCAACUUUUUAUCAGAGGACAAGUAUCCAUUAAUUAUUGUUCCAGAAGAGAUUGAAUACCUGCUUAAGAAACUUACAGAAGCGAUGGGAGGAGGUUGGCAGCAAGAACAAUUUGAACAUUAUAAAAUCAACUUUGAUGACAAUAAGGAUGGCCUUUCUGCAUGGGAACUUAUUGAGCUUAUUGGAAAUGGACAGUUUAGCAAAGGCAUGGAUCGGCAGACAGUCUCCAUGGCAAUUAAUGAAGUCUUUAAUGAACUUAUAUUAGAUGUGUUGAAACAGGGUUACAUGAUGAAAAAAGGCCAUAAACGGAAAAACUGGACAGAACGCUGGUUUGUACUAAAACCCAAUAUAAUUUCUUAUUAUGUGAGUGAGGAUCUGAAAGAUAAGAAAGGAGACAUUCUCUUGGAUGAAAACUGCUGUGUGGAGUCCUUGCCUGACAAAGAUGGAAAGAAAUGUCUAUUUCUCAUAAAAUGUUUUGAUAAGACCUUUGAAAUCAGUGCUUCAGAUAAGAAGAAGAAGCAGGAGUGGAUUCAGGCCAUUCAUUCUACCAUUCAUCUGUUGAAGCUGGGCAGCCCCCCACCACACAAAGAAGCCCGCCAGCGUCGGAAAGAACUCCGGAAGAAGCUGCUGGCUGAGCAGGAGGAACUGGAGCGACAGAUGAAGGAGCUGCAGGCUGCCAAUGAAAACAAACAACAGGAGCUGGAGACCGUCAGGAAGAAACUGGAAGAAGCAGCAUCUCGCGCAGCAGAAGAAGAAAAGAAACGCCUUCAGACUCAAGUGGAACUACAGGCCAGGUUCAGCACAGAGUUGGAGCGAGAGAAACUUAUCAGACAGCAGAUGGAAGAACAGGUUGCCCAGAAGUCCUCUGAACUGGAACAGUAUUUGCAGCGAGUACGAGAGCUGGAAGACAUGUACCUAAAGCUGCAAGAAGCACUUGAGGAUGAGAGACAGGCCCGGCAAGAUGAAGAGACGGUGCGGAAGCUUCAGGCCAGGCUAUUAGAAGAAGAGUCUUGCAAGAGGGCUGAACUGGAAAAGUGGCAUUUGGAGCAGCAGCAGGCCAUUCAGACAACAGAGGCAGAAAAGCAGGAGCUGGAGAAUCAGCGUGUAAUGAAAGAGCAGGCCCUUCAGGAGGCCAUGCGACAGCUGGAGCAGCUCGAGUUAGAACGGAAACAAGCGCUUGAGCAGUAUGAGGGAGUUAAAAAGAAGUUGGAGAUGGCAACUAAUAAAACCAAGAGCUGGAAGGAUAAAGUGGCCCAGCAUGAAGGAUUAAUUCGAUUGAUAGAACCAGGUUCAAAAAAUCCUCACCUGAUCACUAACUGGGGCCCUGCAGCUUUCACAGAAGCAGAACUUGAAGAGAGAGAGAAGAACUGGAAAGGAAAAAAGACGACAGAGUAACAGAGCCAGCAGGAGCAGCAUCAGUUGUAGAUUCCACGUGUAGCCAGAGAGCUUUAUGAUAAAGACAAAACAAACUGGCUUUGCUGCUUCUCUUUCUUCAGUGCCUGCCAUCGGGUCAAUAUUCUGAGGAAACCUUCUUAUUUAUCUUCUUGCAAAUCAGCGUUUACCUGAAAAGAAAAAAAGUGACAUUAUCAAGCUCUUUAUGUACGCUUUCUUUGAAAACUUCAGCUACUGAAAAUUCCUUUUUAGCUUUCUCAGAUUCCUGUGGGAUGAGGCAGGGUACACACAGUGCAGUCUGUGCCAUCAUCUGCAGUGUUUGGAAGGGAGCAAGAGGUGCUCACGAUCACGAGAUAAUCAGAGCCUCUGCUUCUUUCCCCAAGUCCAUGUUUCUAGACCAGAUUGGUCAGCCUACUUGCCAUUCCAUGCCAGUUGACCUGGCACACCUUUGACCUUUGCUGCUCUGAUAGAGAAGUUCCUAGCAGCGGAUGGACCUUACCUCCACUCUGAAUGGUUCCAGUUCAUGUGGUUAGUUGUGCAGGAGAUUUCUGUUUAACACACAGCAUUACUGAUUUGCGUGCUUGCUUCAGUGGCACUGUGUAGGAGACAAAAAUCCUUUCAAUAAAUUGUUUUGGCUAAUAUACUUGUGAAUCAGAACACAGAAGUAAAUUUAGUAAAUCCCAUUUGGAAUGAUAUUUUGAUACUAACUGAACUUCUAAUAUUUAAAAUGGUUUCAACUGUCAAAGUGCUCAUGGACCUCUUGGUUUUCCUUUUGUAGUUACUGUACAGAAAAUUUCAGGAAUAUAUGAAUGUUUAUCAUAAUCAGGCCUUUUCCUCAAGAUAGGGAUAUGAUCAUUUAUAGCAAUCACUCAUGAAAAAAGUUUUAAAAUGUAUUUUUGUGAUGUGCUGUAUUCAGAGGGAACAAAAUAUUUAUAAUUUUCAAACAUCCUUAUCUAAAUAUUUUACAAUGUAAUAUGCUCAACUUAAUUUUUUUCUGAUUUUCUAAGAUACAUUAAAGUGUUUUGUAUGUUUCUUUUUUUAGUAAAACGGAUUCAGUAAGAAAGUAAAAAAAUACCAAGAACUUGUAUUUUGUUUAUUUUUAACUUAAUUGAUAUUUUUUCCCAAUUUACUUACACUAAAAAAAAAAAAAAGAGAGAGGAACAGAAACAGUUCAUUCAUUUCUCCCAGUUCCCACCCCACCACCUCUGGCAACCAAUCUGUUCUGAACUUUUUUUCACGUGUAUAUAUUUUUAGAUCCCACAAAUAAGAGAGAUUAUAUGGUAUUUUUCUCUCUCUGUCUGACUUACUUCACUUAGCAUAUCUACCAAAUGGAUGGAGCUCAAGGAAACAUCUCAACAUUUAUCUACAUUUAGCAAGUGGCAAGGUUUCAUUUUUAAUGGCUGAAUAAUAGUCUUUGUGUGUGUGUGUGUGUGUGUGUGUGUGUGUGUUUAUCCAUUCAUUCAUUAAUCAACACUUAGGUGGUUUCCAUAUCUUGGCUAGUAUACAUGAUGCUGCUUUGAACACAGUGGUGUAUUUAUCUCUUUGAAUUAGUGUUUUCCUAGCCCAGGAUACUCAGACAUGGAAUUUCUGGAUCAUGUGGUAGUUCUAUUUUAAUUUUUUUAGGAAUCUUCAUACUGCUUUGCUUAGUGGCUGCACCAUUUUACAUUCCUACCAGCAGUGCACAAAGAUUCCCUUUUCUCUGCAUCCUCAUCACUUGUUUUUUCUGUUUUUUGAAUAAUAACCAUUCUAACAGGUAUGAAGUAAUAUUUCACUAUGGUUUUGAUUUGCAUUUCCAUAAUGAUUUAUGAUGUAGAACAUCUUUACAUGUUCUGUUGGCCAUCUAUAUCUGUGUGCCUUCUUUGGAAAAAUGUAUAGUCACAUCUUCUGCCCAUUAAAAAAUGGGAUUUUUUGUUGUUGUUAUUGAGUUGUAUGAGCUCAUAUAAUUUGGAUAAAUAGCUUCUUCUCAAAUCUAUAAUUUGCAAAGAUUUUCUCCCAUUCACUACGUUGACAUUUCGUGGUCUCCCUUGCUGUGUAGAAGUUUUUAUUGGAUGUAUUGAUAGUUCCACUAUUUAAUUUUGCUUUUGUUGCUUUUACUUUUUGUUCUUUAAAAAUCAUCACUAAGUUAAGGAGCUUAUUGCCUAUGUUUUCUUUUAGUUGUUUUAUAAUUUCAGGUCUCAUACUCAAAUCUUAAUCCAUGUUAACUUUUGUGUAUAGUGUAAGAGAGGGGUCCAGCUUCAUUCUUUUGCAUAUGUCUGUCCAAUUUUCCCAACACCAUUUAUUGAAGAGAUUUUUUUUUUCCCAUUGUAUCUUUUUGGCUCCAUUGUCAUAAGUUAAUUGACAUACGAGUGUGUGUUUAUUUCGGGACUUUCUAGUAUGUCCCAUUGAUCUAUGUGUUUUUAUGUCAGUACUGUGCUUUAUAAUAUAGUUUUAUGUGUGAUAUUCCAACUUUGCUCUUCUUUCUCAAAAUUUCUUUGACUAUUCAGGGUCUUUCAUGGUUCCAUAAAAUUUUAGGAUGUUCUAUUUUUGCAAGAAAUCUAUAGGGAUCAUAUUGAAUCAACAGGUUGCUUUGAAUAGGAUGCACAUAUAACAUUAUAUAAAGAGAUUCUGUACUCCAAAUCUCUUUCCAUUUAUUUGUGUCUUCAGUUUCUUUCAUUAAUGUUAUAAUUUUUAAGAUACAGAACUUUUACUGCCUUUGUUAAAUUUAUUCCUAGGUUUUUCAUUCUUUUUUUGAUGCAAUUGUAAAUAUAAUUGUUUUCUUAAUUUCUCUUUCAGAUAAUUCAUUAUUAGUGUAUAGAAACACAUCAGGUUCUGUAUUUGGAUUCUAUAUCUUGCUUAAUUCAUUUAUCCCAAGUUUUUUGAUGGAGGCUUUCGGAUUUUCUGCAUACAACAUGUCACCUGCAAAUGCCGAUAGUUUUACUCCUUCCUUUCUGAUUUGUACACCAUUUAUCUCUCUUUUUUUGCCUAAUUGCUCAUACAAGGUCUUCCGGUACUGUAUUGUUGAAUAAAAAUCAUGAGUGUGGGCAUUCUUGUCUUGUUACUGAUCUUAAUGGAAAAGCUUUUCUCUGUUGAGUAUGUUACUAGUUGUGGAUUUGUCGUAGAUGGCCUUUAUAAUGUGGAGGUAUGUUCCCUCUGUUCCCUCUAUACCUGCUGCUUUGUUGAGAGA
This is a messenger RNA of Talpa occidentalis (Iberian mole), 4989 nucleotides long. It is a transcript of the gene SWAP70, whose product is annotated as switching B cell complex subunit SWAP70. Bases 72 to 1829 code for a protein of 585 amino acids. Lineage: Eukaryota; Metazoa; Chordata; Mammalia; Eulipotyphla; Talpidae. The record is from RefSeq and is a predicted model, not a curated record. Gene Ontology annotation, cellular component: nucleus; cytoplasm. The transcript is spliced from 12 exons.